GGCGUCUGUUCGCUUGAGUCGUAAGCGCCAAUUUCAAAAUUGCCAACAUGUCAGGCAGCGGAGUGGAAACUGCAGCCCAGAGCCCAUUGCUUUCUUCCAGUUUCUGUUUCAGCCCACGGCCAUGCAGCAAGGGCUGGUCGACGGCCAUGUGGAAUGGUCUCCCUGAACCACUUCUGGCUGCUACUGGAUGCUCGACCCCAGAGCCUUGGCUCCUCCCUGGCUGCAGUUAUGUCUAUGACAGCCUGGUCAGUAACGCUUCUCCGACCCUGAUGUCUCCAGGAAGGAUAGGUCCGCGAGGAGGAGAGCGAGCUGCAAUCAACAAACCACACAGGCAGUCAAUCUUGGAGCGUUGCAUCCUCAAAGUGUCCACUCGCAGCAUCGCAGUAGGAACAGAUGAUGUGGAGAAGAGCUUCAUGUUUGCUUUCACCAGACCUCUGAGUCGCUGCUACCCUCGCAUCCCAGACUCGAGCAACACCGAAACCAACGCUGCACUUCUUAAGCGCAGAAAGAAACAGAUCCUGUAUGGCAAGAACACCAUCGGCUACCAGAACUACCUGCAGCAAGUACCAAAACACCUGAGAGACCCCACGGUCCACCCUUCCACCCCCAACAAGGACAGUAAGUACAGCAGGCGCUCCUGGGACAUGCAAGUGCGUCUAUGGAGACGAGCGCUGCACCAGUGGGACCCGUGCAGCGACCCACUGCAGGAGACCACCGAUGCGCAUGACCCGGUGGAGCAACUGCAGAACCAGUUGGCAACGAUGACCUCUGAUUUGUGGGACGAUGGAGAAAAACGGAGAGAGAAUGAGACCCUAGCGGCCUCCUCUGUGUCUCCCCUGUCGGCCGAGAUGUCUCCAGAGCUGCGCAGCACCUGGAGUGUUAUGCUAUCAUCGGAACCCAUAAGGAACCGCCGACCUCCUCGCUCUCCCCCUGGCCUCAACUGCUCCUUCAGGAUUCAACUGGCCAAUGACAAUGUGAACGACUGGCUCCGCCUCCAGCUGGACGCUGACCAUGCAGAAGAUUUAUCUGUCGAUGACCAGCAGGUUCCAAUUGUUUCGGACCAGUUCUUAUGGAAUCCCUAUUGAUAAUCCAUCGCUGUGGUGUAGUCACAAUGCAUGGGUUGUCUGGAAUUGAAUCUGUGUAUGUUUCCAGUAUUUUGUCUUUUUAAGAACAUUGAGGAUUUAAAAAUAAAAGGGGGGUGGAUGUGAUCUUUGUCCUGGGCGGGCAGGGAGGAGAGAUGAGAUUUCCCAGCUGCUCUUGCAGGCAUCCUAGUGUUCAACAGACGGAGGUUGCCUUGAUGCACUGACCUGAGCAUGUUUCUAUCAUUUGCACUCUUAAUUCACUGCACGUUUUUCCAGAACUGAGUAAAAUUAAUAAAGAUGUAAGUGUUGAAA
This is a messenger RNA of Nerophis lumbriciformis (worm pipefish), 1394 nucleotides long. It is a transcript of the gene slbp2, whose product is annotated as stem-loop binding protein 2. The record is from RefSeq and is a predicted model, not a curated record. Gene Ontology annotation, molecular function: mRNA binding; histone pre-mRNA stem-loop binding. Lineage: Eukaryota; Metazoa; Chordata; Actinopteri; Syngnathiformes; Syngnathidae. Gene Ontology annotation, cellular component: cytoplasm; histone pre-mRNA 3'end processing complex. Gene Ontology annotation, biological process: mRNA 3'-end processing by stem-loop binding and cleavage; mRNA transport.